This is a messenger RNA of Equus caballus (horse), 2365 nucleotides long. It is a transcript of the gene CDC42EP3, whose product is annotated as CDC42 effector protein 3. Gene Ontology annotation, biological process: positive regulation of pseudopodium assembly; positive regulation of actin filament polymerization; regulation of cell shape. The record is from RefSeq and is a predicted model, not a curated record. Gene Ontology annotation, cellular component: cytoplasm; membrane. NCBI's taxonomy places the organism in Eukaryota, Metazoa, Chordata, Mammalia, Perissodactyla, Equidae. Gene Ontology annotation, molecular function: small GTPase binding.
UCCGUGCGUCCGGCCGCCGAGCGCUCAGUCUCGCUAGCACCUUCCUUCGCCGCCGCCGCCGCCCGAACCGGCGCGGCCUGAGCGCGGGACGAGCCUGGGGACCCGCGGCCUCCGGCGCCUUCACGCCGUCUCGGAGUGGAUAAUGCUGUGAGGCGGCGCCGCGCCGGCCGACCCAGCUGGAUCUGCUCGUCGCGGGCAGGGACUGCGUGCGCCCUCGGGAGGCGUCGGUGCGGGGCGCCCGGCCCCGGGGGCUGCGAGCGGCCGGGAUCCUCGGGCUGCUGGCUGGAAGAAUUGGACCUGGAGAUAGAGGAUGCAUAUAGGAGAAGUUAGCCCUGGUCCCGUUGACGGAAGGAAUUAUCCUCUGAUCAAGCUGGAGGCAGGUUUCUCCGUGUUGCGGAAGGGAUUGGAUGAUGUAACUGGCUUUUCAGAAAGCUGCACUUGGCUGUAACCCCAGGAGGGUUUCUUAGACCCCCUCUCAUUUCAGAGCCACUUCUGAAGCUACUUGAGAAAAAUGAUGUGACAAUUCCUAUCAGAAACGAUUUUCAGAAACAUAGAACACCUGUGAAGAAAGUGGCCCUUUUUCCCUUUUGCAAAAUAGACAUUCUCAAAUUCCAAAAUGCCAGCCAAGACCCCCAUUUACCUGAAAGCUGCCAAUAACAAGAAAGGAAAGAAAUUUAAACUGAGGGACAUCUUGUCUCCUGAUAUGAUCAGUCCUCCCCUUGGAGAUUUUCGCCACACCAUCCACAUUGGCAAAGAGGGCCAGCACGAUGUCUUUGGGGAUAUUUCCUUUCUUCAAGGGAACUAUGAGCUUUUACCUGGGAACCAGGAGAAAGCACGCAUGGGCCAGUUCCCUGGGCACAGCGAGUUCUUACGGGCCAACAGCACCUCCGACUCCAUGUUCACAGAAACGCCUUCUCCUGUGCUCAAAAACGCCAUCUCCCUCCCGACCAUUGGAGGGUCCCAAGCACUCAUGUUGCCCUUAUUGUCACCAGUGACAUUUAAUUCCAAACAGGAGUCCUUUGGGCCUGCAAAGCUGCCCAGGCUUAGCUGUGAGCCUGUCAUGGAGGAAAAGGCUCCGGAGAAAAGCAGUCUGUUGGAGAAUGGGACCGCCCACCAGGGAGACGUCUCCUGGGGCUCCAGCGGGUCCGCCUCGCAGUCCAGCCAGGGCAGGGACAGCCACUCCUCCAGCCUCUCCGAACAGUAUUCCGACUGGCCGGCCGAGGACAUGUUUGACCAUCCUGCCCCAUGUGAGCUCAUCAAGGAAAAGACUAAAUCAGAGGAGUCACUCUCGGAUCUUACAGGUUCCCUCCUCUCCCUGCAGCUCGAUCUUGGGCCCUCAUUUUUGGAUGAGGUGCUGAACGUCAUGGAUAAAAAUAAGUAACAGGACGCCGCCAGGUAUUUUCCUCUGGGGUCAAAAGUAUCAAAAAAAAAAAAAAAAAACCACGGUUGAAGAGAAGAGCUUCACUGGCUUCAUUUGCAGUUGUGUGAUGGGUUUUCUAAAAUAACGUUCCUACAAAAUAUUUUUUUACCUGUUAUGCCGUGUUUGCAAAAACAGUUUGAAAAAAAAACCUGUCCUGGCAAAAAGAGGAAGUGAGUCAGUCAGAAGCCAUUUUCGGCGGGCAUUGCUGAUGUCCAGCUCACAUUUUGUUUCCAGACACGUAGGAAAUCUGGCUGGGCCAGGAUUGGCACUAGCUGCGAAGGGCCUCAAGAGUCACAUUCGGCAACUUUACUCUGCAUUUUCUGAGCAAGAAAAAGUCAAAUUUAUUUAACACUUAAGCCUUUUUCUAGACUCUUUUCUAUAUUAUAUUGUUUGGGCUCACCAUAGCAAAUUCUUCAGUGUUAAAACUUCUCUCUGUUUUCACAUUUGAACAACUUUAUGGGUUUUGGGGAUUUUCUUGUAGCUCUUAUAUUACUCUAUAUUACUGUAUAUCUAUAUGGCAAAAUUUUGACUGUCAGCUACAUGUUGGUAAGACACAAGCAAAGUAUUACUGUAACUAAGUUAUUUUUAAAGUUAAAAUAUAUUUUUAAUGUGCCUUUGGCUUUUUAUUGCAGAGUCUACAUUUUAUAGAUGUUACAUCCAAUGUUGCCAUUUGACUUGUUUCCAUUGGGGUUGCAUUGUAAGCUGUGUAUAUGUAUGUUUGGAAAAGUGUAUUCAUAUGUAGCUAUAUUAUGUUUUUCUUCAUCUGUUACCAUACUUUUCACAGCAGCCAACAAUGGAUUGUAAAGUGUAAAGGCACAGAUUACCCAUGAUGCUUCUGCAGAGACCACAUAAUGUUACUUGGAAAUGUGGGUAUUUUAGUACAGUACAUACUUGCAUUACAUAGGUACUUCAUACAACACAAUAAAGAGUAAAUGUUAAAACGAA